Molecule: messenger RNA, 1407 nt
Organism: Diaporthe amygdali
Lineage: Eukaryota; Fungi; Ascomycota; Sordariomycetes; Diaporthales; Diaporthaceae
Exons: 4
Coding region: 1-1407 (468 amino acids)
Source: RefSeq, a predicted model, not a curated record
AUGCCACUGUUGCCGAGCUUCAUCACGCGACCACCCAGCCAAUGGGUCCAGUCCGCCCGCGGCACAAUAGGAGGCAUCACCUGGGGUCCAAGUGUGUCUGCCGCCAAGUGGGCAGUUCACUCUCUAUUCAGCAAUAUUCAAGUUGGAACCCUGGUGCUAGUUGACGAGGUAGACGGCACCAAUCAUGUGUAUGGCGAGAAGCUAGGCACUUCCAAGUUGCCGGGGAGGGUCGUCGUGAACGGCGCGAUCAGCGUUCCUAGGGUGGAACUGGUUGUCAAGAAGAGCGCUUUCUGGAUGCGACUCGUCCUGUUCGCCGACAUGGGUUUUUCAGAAGCAUACAUGUUGGGCGAGGUGGACUGCACCGACUUGACGGCCUUCUUCCAGCUCUUCCUGGCAAAUCGAGAACAGCUAGGUAACGGAACGACCCUGCUGUCGACUUUCUCGAGCUACGCCUCUGCGCUGGCUCGAAGAACGAACACGAUGUCGAACUCCUUGCUCAACAUCUCAGCCCACUAUGACAUUAGCAAUGAAAUGUUCGCAGCCUUCUUGUCACCAGAUAUGACAUACUCCUGUCCGAUCUGGGACAAGUCCGGUUCUUCCAAUGAGACAUUGGAAGAGGCGCAGAUCAGGAAAUUACAGGUAUUUAUUGACGAGGCGCACAUCAAGUCGACAGACCACGUGUUGGAAAUCGGAACUGGCUGGGGAUCCUUUGCGAUUCUGGCCGUGCAGCAGACAAGAUGCCGGGUCACUAGUCUCACGCUCUCGCAAGAACAGAAGGCGCUUGCAGAGGACAGAAUUGCCAAAGCUGGCCUCUCAGACCGAAUAGAGGUGCUGUUGAUGGAUUAUCGAGCCUUGCCCGUGCCCCAGCGACCUUACGACAAGGUCGUCUCGAUCGAGAUGUUGGAGGCAGUGGGGCAGGAGUUCCUGGGGACCUACUUUGCCUGUAUCAACCGGCUGUUAAAAAAGGACGGUGGAAUUGCGGUCUUCCAAUGCAUCACCAUGCCCGAGGCACGACAUGACGCGUACUCGAAAAGCGAGGAUUUCAUCAACCAUUACAUCUUCCCUGGCGGCUACCUUCCCUCGAUCACACAGCUGAUCGACCAUAUCAGCAGAGAAUCCCAUGGAACACUUGUUGUUGAGAAGGUGGAUAAUAUUGGUGGCCAUUAUGCGAAGACUUUGAGGCUGUGGCGUGAGAGUUUUAUGAACAACUUCGAAGCCAAGAUCAAGCCUGCCCUUCUCGAUAAGCACGGAGAUAUGACAGAUGAAGGUAUCGCCGUUUUCAGGAGAAAAUGGGAGUACUAUUUCAGAUAUUGCGAAGCCGGCUUUCUCGCCAAGACCCUUGGGGACGUAAUAAUUUCCGUUGGACGCGACGGAGCCAUGGAGCUGAUGGAGGGGAUUCCCAAGUGA